GAAAAAAAAAAUACCCCACGGCUUUAUUCAUCAUCUUCUUCACAGAAACCCUAGUACUUUCAAGAUCACCACCAUGGACAGACUGGUGAAACCUGAUGUAAAAGAAGUAGAAAUAAUCUUCAAGAGAGGCCAAAAGUGCAACACCACCUUCAGAUUAACCAAUCUUAUGCACACCAUGUCUGUAGCUGUGUCUCUAACCACCACAAACCCAUCUCUUUUCUCUUUCCCUCAACCCUUCUCCAUACUUCCACCGCUGUCAUCUUCACCCUUCACUCUCCUCCUCUCUCAGCCCUCUGAUCACCCACCGCUGUCCUCCCCGAACGACACCCUUUUGGUCCGGACAGCCAUGCUCCCGACCGGCAAGGCCCAUCAGGAUGAUCUCCGCCGUCUGUUCUCCAAGCCUGGACCCCACGUCUUCAAGGACGCGGCCAUACCCAUCUUCCUUGUGGGCCCGCAUGUAGUUGAUUUCCUCCUCCUCCCUCAUCCCAAAACCCUAGAAAUCGCUUUUCUUCUUUCCAAGGCUAUUUCUGGGUGUAACGGGUCUCAGCUGACAUCGUUGCUGAGAUCUGCUGUGGUCGCUGGAAAUGCAGAUCUUGUUGAGGCACUGAUCGAUGCCGGUGGAGAUGUGAAUUCUAAAGAUUCAGAUGGACGGUCCAUGAUGGGCUUAGCAAUUCGGGGUGGGAACAUCGAUGUUAUUAGGCUUUUGAUAAUUUCGGAUUGCAGAAUUGAUAAUCCGGUUGAUUUGGUAUUGCACGAAGCGGCGGCAAUAAACAGGGUUGAUCUGAUGGAGGUUUUGUGUAAAGGGUACGCAGAAAUUGGCGUGAAUUCUGCUGAUUCCGAUGGCCGGAGUCCACUCCAUGUCGCAGCUGCUCAUGGGCAUGUGGAGGUUCUCCGGUUCUGCUUGUCUGCCGGAGGGACUUCCGAUGCUGUGGACUGUAAUGGGUGGACUCCGCUUCACUGUGCUGCGGCGGAGGGCCAUGGCGAGGCUGCUGAGUUCUUGCUGGAAAGCUCAUGGUAUAUGAAGUAUGUAGUAAACAAAGAAGGCAAGACAGCUUUUGAUCUAGCCAUAGAAAAAGGGCAUGGAAAUGGGCAUUUGCUUGAUUUGCUACGGUUGGGUGAUGUGUUGCAGAGAGCAGCAAGGGUGGAUGAUGUUCAUGGGAUGAAGAGUUGCCUUGCAGAAGGGGCUACUGUAAAUGGGCGUGAUCAGAAUGGAUGGACUCCAUUACAUAGAGCUGCUUUCAAGGGUAGGCUUGAGAGUGUGAAGCUCUUGCUCAGUCAUGGAGCCCAGGUUGAUCUUGUUGAUGAUGCUGGCUACACCCCACUACAUUGUGCAGUUGAAACAGGGCAUGUCCAGGUUGCUCUGUGUCUGAUAGCUCAUGGGGCUAGAGCAACUGUGAAGAGUCUCAAAGGUGUGGCUUCUUUCAACUUUGAUUGUUUCAAGAACCAUCCUUCACUUGUUCUUCCUGUGCAUAGAGAGAAGGAACAAGCUUGAAUGGAAAAAAGAGGAUUCUGUUUGUUGGAUUUCUGUGUUGUAUUCUGCAAUCUGUAAAUAUUUUUGUGAUUCUGCAAGGUUGGGACUUGGGAGAGGGAGAGAAUGGCUUGUGAUCCGCUCUCAGUCAUAUUGUACAACUGAUUCUGAGAAGAUGGAGUGAUCCUUCGAGUUAGACUCUCAUGUAACACGGGGAUUAAGAUUUAUCAAUCCAUAAAAUCCCUUGAGAUUUUGUUUUGAUGUUAGUUGUUUGAAGUUUCUUACUUUGUUUGAAUUCUGUUCACUGUUC
Vitis riparia (riverbank grape) is the source of this 1778-nucleotide messenger RNA. RefSeq names its product ankyrin repeat domain-containing protein 65-like. The record is from RefSeq and is a predicted model, not a curated record. The coding region runs from base 74 to 1492 and encodes 472 amino acids. NCBI's taxonomy places the organism in Eukaryota, Viridiplantae, Streptophyta, Magnoliopsida, Vitales, Vitaceae. Gene Ontology annotation, molecular function: protein binding. The transcript has a single exon.